UAUAAGCAGUUUCUAGUUCGCUUCAAUAGAUAGCACUGCAAAUUGUGCCAUCUAGAAGCAGAAAUUUGAAGUAAUAAUGAAAUUUACAGAUCUCUAUUAUAACGGUUCAAAGUGACAAGCAAGUAAAUUGAAAAGGUUUCUGGUGGAAUAUUUCAAAAAACCCCAGUGGAAUAACCUAUGCAUCAUUCUUAAUUCCAAAUUCUAGUGCUAUUUUUGUUUAUAAGUCCUUCUUCAUAUGUCAUGCAAGUACAAGUCGAAAGUGCUAUUUGAUUCCAGACAUUGAAUAAAUUCUUCAAAUAUUCGCAAAUCCUCUGUGCUUGUUCUACAGACCCUACUGACCGUUCUAGUUAGUUGAAUUAAUUAAUUUGUUUUUGGAAAUAAAAUGUCUACUCCAGCUCGUCGACGCCUCAUGAGAGAUUUCAAAAGGUUACAGGAAGAUCCUCCAACAGGAGUAAGUGGAGCACCCACUGAUAAUAACAUCAUGAUUUGGAAUGCAGUUAUCUUCGGCCCACAUGAUACGCCCUUUGAAGAUGGUACAUUUAAGUUAACUAUCGAAUUUACAGAAGAGUAUCCUAAUAAGCCUCCAACUGUGAGAUUUGUAAGUCACAUGUUUCAUCCAAAUGUUUAUGCAGAUGGAGGGAUUUGUUUAGAUAUAUUGCAGAACCGAUGGAGCCCUACAUACGACGUCUCUGCAAUACUAACUUCAAUUCAAUUUCAGAGAUCUCAAUGGUGAGGGUCGAAUUUGAAACAGCCUGUAUAUGCCCCAGACCACUUCAACUGGUUUUCCUCUAUUUUUUCUAAGACGGAUCUAACCUCUAACUCACUUCUUUGUAUUUGGAUACCUAGUUAUUUGGAAGUCUCUACUUGAUCUAUAUGUUAUCCUUCAGAAGUCAUUUUAAGUUCUUUUGUCACUUCUAAGUGAUCCAAAUCCUAACUCGCCAGCCAACUCAAUGGCCGCACAGUUAUAUAAAGAAAAUAGAAGAGAGUAUGAAAAACGAGUAAAGGCUUGUGUGGAACAAAGUUUCAUCGACUAGCACUGUGGCAGAGAGCCUUCCCCACAACAGCACACAAUUAAUGUUUCACUGCAUAAGUUCUGGCUGCUCUUCAGUUUUUUAAGUUGCAAAUUCAUCACUAGGUUUUUUGAAUGUAUCUCCUUGUCAUUUUAUCUUACCAACAUAUAGUCCACAAAUAAAUGUAAAUUCGGAGAGUAACACACAUAAAUUAGACUCUUAAGUGAUUGUUUCACUUUAUUCACUGUAGAUGUUUCAUUUGAAGUAUUUUGAAUCAUUGAUAGUUUCAAAUUAUCAAUUCAUUUUCUAGCCAGCCAGCAAAAUAAUCAUUCAUUAUCUCCACCAUGAAGCUAGAUAAUCAAAUAAAGGAAGCUGUGAAAUGCUAUCUAUUUGACGUUAUAUUAUUCCCAAAUCACAGGCUCAUUUCCGUGACUCUUACGGCAGGUAUGAUGAAGCAUUGUGUUUUAGUUUUUCUUCAGAAACGUUCAUGAUAACUGAAUGUAUAUGCAAAGCAGAAGCUUUAUUUUAUAUUUAUAUAUAAAAGAAUUUUCAGCAGAAUUGUAGAAUCAAUGUUUCAAUUUCAGGGAAAUAUAUGUUAGUUGUUUACUACUGUUUUUACAUGUAUAUGAUCUUGGAUAGACAGUUUUUUAGAGCUUCUCUUUAUUUAGCUAGUACUCACCCUUGAACAGAUGUUCAAUGUUUGAUUUUUGCUUUGAAUCUGUAGGUUUUGGCUGUUUUUAGAAACAUACUUGUAUGGUUAGAAUAGUUUCAUAAUUUUCUAUGGUUUUAUUUUUAUUAGAAAUAAAACCCAUUACUUCUGUGUUAACUCAAAAGUUCUGUUCUAAUCAUGUUUUUCAAUUUAGGCUUUACAUCUAUCAGAUACACUAUUUUUUUUACUGCCUAUCCCUUAUUUAUAGGUAGUUAGUUGUGUUAUAUAAUUACGUAUACUUAAUAAAUUAUUAUCAUUACAAA
Acanthoscelides obtectus is the source of this 1982-nucleotide messenger RNA. The record is from the annotation of a GenBank genome assembly. NCBI's taxonomy places the organism in Eukaryota, Metazoa, Arthropoda, Insecta, Coleoptera, Chrysomelidae.